Chiloscyllium plagiosum (whitespotted bambooshark) is the source of this 4366-nucleotide messenger RNA. It is a transcript of the gene grin3bb, whose product is annotated as glutamate receptor, ionotropic, N-methyl-D-aspartate 3Bb. Gene Ontology annotation, cellular component: membrane. Gene Ontology annotation, molecular function: signaling receptor activity; ligand-gated monoatomic ion channel activity. The record is from RefSeq and is a predicted model, not a curated record. Lineage: Eukaryota; Metazoa; Chordata; Chondrichthyes; Orectolobiformes; Hemiscylliidae. Gene Ontology annotation, biological process: monoatomic ion transport.
UGUUCUCUCUACUUUCUCUCUCUUCACCCCAUCCUUCCCUAAUCAGCAGGGAGUGGAGAACUUGACGUGGCUUUGCAGAUUUUGACCUGAGUGCCUUGUCUCGGUGCGGCUCCGAGCGGAGUGACCGGCUCCUCGCUCCCCUCCAGCCAAUGAGAGCUGCGGCACUGAGCUGGCGCGGAGCCGGGACUCUCUGCACAUUGCUGCCCACAGCAACAGCUCACACCCCGGCCAUGGAGUGCAGGCAGCGCCUCUGGACCCUGCUCGGCUUCCUGCACGCUGUGCUCAGCCUCUGCCAGCCUCACCCACAGCCGUGCCACAUCCUGAACCGGAUCGGACACACCGUGAGACUGGGCACCGUGCUGCCCAGCUCCCGGAGAGCCCUCCUGCAACAGGCGCUGCUCGAAGGAGUGGAGGCGGCCUUAAGGGACACCCUCCUACCCUACAAUCUGAGCCUGGAGACGGUCAGCAGCCAGGGCUGGCAGCCCGACCCGCAGUCCCUCCUGCAAUCCGUCUGCCAGUCCGUUGUGGUCCGGGGAGUUGCGGCCAUUCUGGCGUUCCCACAGUCUACAGACCAACUGGUCCAGAUGGAUUUUUUAGCAUCUUUCCUGGAGAUCCCUUUCAUCAGUAUUAUGGAGCGAGGAGAAGGGCUGGUUACUGAGAAUCCUUUACAUCUGCAGAUGAGCAUGGAAAGCUCAGUCACCUCCUUAAUGGAUUUGCUCAUCAGUGUCCUUAAAACCAACUCCUGGUAUGAUGUCAGUGUGAUCUUGUGCCACAGCUGGGAUAUCUCCAGAUUCCUCAGUUACCUGAGCAACAACUCAAACUUUGAACUGCGGGCUUUACUCAACUUAACAGACAUGGAUGAUGCGGGCAUCAUUCGCUUUUUACAUGAGAAAUUGAAUGACUUAAAGGACUCGUCCACUUCAGUUUUGAUGUUUAGCAGUAAUGCCAAAUGCUCUGGAUUCGUCUUUGAAACUGCAGCUGGCCUGGGUUUGACCUCCCCUGAGUUUCACUGGGUUAUUGGUCAUCCUCUGAACGUUGAGGACCUGCAAACCACAGGCCUACCUCUAGGUCUGCUUGCCUACGGUGAAGUGAACAAACCUGUUCUGGGAAAUUAUGUGAGGGAUGCAGUGGAGCUGAUAGCAAGAGCUAUAUCCACUGCUGUGUUCAUUCGGCCUGACACAACACUCAUCCAAAGCAUGGUGAACUGUAAUGACAAACAGAAAGAAGGUGUGCUAUCUUCAGGUCAAUAUCUUUCAAGAUUUCUGGCAAACACAUCGUUUGAUGGGGUAACGGGUUAUAUUCAUGUACAGGAGACAUCACACAUCCGCAGCGAUCACCGGUACCAUAUCUGGAACCUGCGGCAGGAUCCAUUAGGAAAACCCACCUGGGUGAGGGUUGGCAAAUGGAACCGCCAGAAGAUUGAGAUCGAACAAGGGAUUUGGCCCAGUAGAAGUCAUAAUGAAGUGAAUCAACAGAGCAGCUCAUCUCACUCCAAGCUGCGGGUGGUCACCUUGGUAGAGUUGCCCUUUGUUUUUACCAGGGAGGUUGACCGUGAUGGUAGUUGCCCUGCAGGCCUUUUGUGUUUGGAUCCUCACACCAAAGACCCUGCUGUGCUGACGCAGCUGUUUGAGGAGUUGAACAACGAAAAUGGAUCAGUGCCGACAGAGUACAAGAAAUGUUGCUAUGGUUACUGCAUGGACCUCCUGGAGAAGCUAUCGGACGACCUUGGUUUUGAUUUUGACCUGUACAUUGUCGGAGAUGGGAAGUAUGGCGCCUGGAAAAAUGGUGGAUGGACAGGACUGGUGGGUGACCUCCUCAGUGGUGCUGCCCACAUGGCUGUCACUUCCUUUAGCAUCAAUUCAGCACGCAGCAGGGUGAUAGAUUUCACCAGCCCUUUCUAUUCCACCAGUUUAGCCAUCCUUGUGAGGUCUCGAGAUACAGCUGCUCCCAUUGGUGCUUUCAUGUGGCCACUGCACUGGUCGAUGUGGGUUGGGAUUUUUGUGGCUCUCCAUCUCACAGCCUUGUUUCUGACACUUUAUGAGUGGAAAAGUCCAUUUGGAAUGACGCCCAAUGGAAGAAAUAGAAUAAAAGUAUUCUCUUAUUCCUCAGCUCUUAACCUAUGUUACGCAAUCCUCUUUGGACGAACUGUUUCUAGUAAGACACCCAAAUGUUGGACUGGGCGUUUCUUAAUGAACCUCUGGGCAAUCUUUUGCCUCCUUGUCUUAUCCAGUUAUACAGCUAACCUGGCAGCUGUCAUGGUCGGUGAGAAAACCUUCGAGGAACUUUCUGGAAUUCAUGAUACUAAGCUUCAUCAUCCGUCUCAGGGUUUCCGGUUUGGAACAGUGCGAGAGAGCAGUGCUGAGGACUAUAUGAAGAUGAGUUUUCCUGAAAUGCAUGAGUACACAAGACGGUUCAAUGUUCCAACUACAUUGGAUGGAGUGGCACAUCUGAAGAGUGAUCCAUCAAAACUGGAUGCAUUUAUCAUGGACAAGGCUCUGUUGGAUUAUGAAGUGUCAAUUGAUGCUGACUGUAAACUGAUAACAGUGGGGAAGCCAUUUGCCAUCGAAGGGUAUGGAAUAGGCUUGCCCCAGAACAUAGGGUUAAAUUCCAACAUUUCUGAAUUGAUCAGUCGCUACAAAUCUGAUGGAUUCAUGGAUAUGCUGCAUGACAAGUGGUACAAGAUGGUCCCAUGUGGAAAACGAACGUUUGAGGUGACAGAGACAUUACAAAUGGGCAUUAAACAUUUCUCAGGGCUGUUUGUUUUGCUGUGCCUGGGCUUCGCUGGCUCUUUACUGACGACUGUUGGGGAACAGAUCGUCUACAGACUGGUCCUGCCAAGGAUUCGGAAACGGAAAAGGUUUAAGUAUUGGCUCCACACAAGCCAGAAAAUCCAUCGCGUUUUAAAUAUGAACUUUGAAGAGCAGAAAAUUCAGAAAGAGAAGACAGAUAAAAGAUGCACCUUGCAGAAGAUCGAGAAGGUGCCACCCACUACGGUGCGAGUGACUUCCCAGGCAAGGUGGAACAAUGUGAGAAGGGCAGUGGUCAAGGGCAACAGGAGGACCCAGUCUGAGCUUCAGGCUUGUCCACGGGAUCCUUACAUGGUCAAAUCAGAAAAGGAAUCGCCUGGGGUCAUCUGUGAGAACGGCGGGAUUGAGCACUAUCAGCAGAGUGAGAAGAACGUACGUGACAUUGAACUAAAAGAAUUGGAGCAAAGGAUACAGGCGAUCAAAGAGCAGCUGCGAAUUGCCAUGAACAAGAGGGACGAAUUAGCUGCUUGCAUUGAUCUGCCUAAAGACAGUCACCAAACUCCCACAGACACUGGCAGUAAAGAAAAUCAUGACAAGAGGUGAUGGUGGCCGUGAGUUUACACAUAAGUGGACCUUUUGAUUGAAAACAAAUUGGCUGCAACCUUUCAGAGAUCUUCACCUGACCAUUUGGAAUUCCAUAAAGCACAUUUCAGAGCACUUUUGCUGCAUGAGCAUCACUUGCAAGCUGAUUUAAAUAGAAGUUGACACUAACUGAUGCAGUUAUUUUUUAACUAUCACAGAAAAAUUCAGGUGCUUUCACUGAACCUGAAACAGAGCCAAUUCCAGGAUGUUUAAUAAUAAAAAUCUUAAGCCUAUGUACAUAAAAUCUGCAUAAUAUUGUCACAGAAUCUGAGGAAACCUACUUCACCAGCAUCAGAAUAGAAAGGGUUGGAGGGUGGUGGGCAGGGAUAGAAAGACUAGUUUGAAACUGCAAUAUAUAAAAUGUGUCGAUUUGCUGCUAGUCUCAGACAAUCGUCGUUGCUACUUAACAACAUUUCAGGUAAUUGAUAUGUUUUUCUUUGCUAUUAAUAGUUGAUAUGCUUGGUUGCAAUAGACAUUAAAAAGAAACCACCUUUGACUUGAAUUGCUACAAGAUUAGCAGGACUAUUGUUUAAAAAUCAAGACUCCGAAUGCUUGGACUUUCUCAUCACAGGUCUUUGAAACUAGAACUCUUCACCUUCUUUGAUACUGCCUUCCAUACACAUAUACAGUAGCAAACUUAAUAUGGUCAAUCAUUAAUUGCUGAUAUCCCUUUAUUGUCUCCCAUCUCUUUAAACAGACUGUUCACCUAGCUGUCGCAAGCUAAAACAAAAGUAGGCUCUGUUAAUAAGGGAUGAUAAGUGAAGAGAAAUUAUCUUGGCUCAGAGAACCAAAAUAUUGAGUUAGUUUGGAUGGAAAUAUGAAAUGAAAAAGGAUUAUAAUGCAAUAGAAUUUCACAUCCAGUUUGAGGGUGGGAAAUCUGAGUCUGAAUUUAUUGUCUUAAACAUAAAUAAAGGCACGCAAAGAGUAGACUUGCCUAAAGUGAGAUGAAAAAUAUGUUAAAAGAUACUAAGGAAACA